Messenger RNA from Aspergillus calidoustus, 3453 nucleotides. Lineage: Eukaryota; Fungi; Ascomycota; Eurotiomycetes; Eurotiales; Aspergillaceae. The record is from the annotation of a GenBank genome assembly.
AUGUAUUGUUGGCCCGUAGCCAACAGAAGGUGCCUGAGUGUUGCUAUUCCUUUCAGCUCUGUUAUCGCCGCUGCUGCGCCUUCUGCCUCAACUGCGUCACUCCGUGCUUGGUCCUCCCCCCUUCAUCGCUCUGCUUCGACUCAUCCCAUCUCAGCCUCUGCGACUCGAACUGCCGCGAUCUCGACUCUAGUUUCGGGUCGCCGAUCAAGAGCUCCUUGGUGCCCGACUCCGGUACUGUUGCGGUCGUCAUCAGCUGCCGCUGGAAUUUCCGAACCCUGUGUCACCAGUCGGACACCCAACCGGUCAAUCCGGCCCCAUCUGACGUCCCCGAUCCUUCCUCCCAGACGUGGCAUCGCCCACGCAGCUAGCACCAAUAUGAACGGAGAAGCAGGCGCAAAGCGCAAGCGCAACUCAAUCACCGCCGGUGCGGAGCGGCCGGUCAAACAGCCGAAACCCGAAAAUUCAACACUGACACCCGGCGAUUCGACACCCGCCAACGGAACAGUCUACGAUGUGGAGGAUGAGGAGGAUCUGGGCCCGUUGAUGGCGAUCGGGCCUACUCAGGCGGACUCGCCGGAAUGGCAGGCUACCAUCGAAGAGGUGGUGAAGAGCGUUGUCUCUAUCCACUUCUGCCAGACUUGCUCUUUUGACACGGAUUUGUCUAUGAGCAGUCAAGCUACGGGAUUUGUGGUUGAUGCCGAGCGGGGAUAUAUCCUUACCAAUCGGCAUGUCGUCUGUCCCGGACCGUUCUGGGGCUACGUUAUUUUCGAUAACCACGAAGAGUGCGACGUUUACCCCGUAUACCGAGACCCAGUGCACGAUUUCGGUAUUCUCAAAUUCGACCCCAAAGCAAUCCGUCACAUGAAGCUCCGAGAACUCAAGCUUAAACCCGAUGCUGCUCGCGUGGGAUCGGAGAUUCGAGUCGUUGGUAACGAUGCAGGAGAGAAGCUGAGUAUCCUCUCGGGUGUCAUCAGUCGACUCGACCGGAACGCGCCCGAGUACGGCGAGGGGUACAGCGACUUCAACACCAAUUACAUCCAGGCGGCGGCUGCAGCUAGUGGUGGUAGCUCCGGCAGUCCUGUGGUUAAUAUUGACGGUCAUGCAAUCGCUCUGCAGGCGGGCGGUCGUGCAGAUGGGGCAGCAACGGACUACUUCCUCCCGCUGGACCGACCACUGCGGGCAUUGGAAUGCAUCCGCAAGGGCGAGCCUGUCACCAGAGGAACUAUUCAAACACAGUGGAUGCUCAAGCCGUUUGAUGAAUGCCGUCGACUAGGGCUGACGCCACAGUGGGAGACCGCGGUGCGCAAGGCCGCUCCUAAUGAGACGAAUAUGCUGGUUGCCGAGAUUAUCCUUCCUGAGGGACCCGCCGACGGAAAGAUUCUAGAAGGCGACGUGCUCCUGCAGGUCAAUGGAGAGCUGCUGACCCAGUUUAUCCGGCUUGACGACAUUCUGGACACCAGCGUUGGGCAAACCGUGCGUUUGCUGGUGCAGAGAGGCGGUCAAGAUGUGGAGGUUGAGUGUGAGGUGGGCGACCUGCAUGCCAUCACGCCCGAUCGCUUUGUCACCGUGGCCGGCGCAACAUUCCAUAACCUGUCGUACCAACAAGCUCGGCUGUACGCCAUUGCGACCAAAGGUGUUUACGUUUGCGAGGCGGCAGGCUCCUUCAAGCUUGAAAACACGCUUUCAGGAUGGCUGAUCGAUUCGGUUGAUAAACGAAAGACCAGGAAUUUGGACGAGUUCGUCGAGGUGAUGAAGACGAUUCCUGACCGGUCUCGGGUUGUCAUCUCUUAUCGGCAUAUUCGCGAUCUUCACACUCGGGGUACCAGCAUUGUGUAUAUCGACCGACAUUGGCACCCGAAAAUGCGACUAGCGCUCCGCAAUGACAAUACGGGUCUCUGGGAUUUCUCCGACCUGGCAGACCCUGUACCCGCCAUCGCUCCCGUCCCAAGAAAGGCCGACUUUAUCCAGCUGGAUGGCGUGAGUCAACCGGCCGCGGCGGAAAUUGUACGCAGCUUCGUACGCGUUUCUUGCACGAUGCCUCUGAAGCUAGACGGAUUUCCGCAAGCCAAGAAGACAGGAUUUGGGCUGGUAAUUGACGCUGAAAAGGGGUUGGUAGUCGUCUCGCGCGCGAUUGUGCCGUACAACCUCUGUGACAUCAACGUGACCGUGGCCGAUUCGAUUAUUGUCGCUGCCAAGGUCGUCUUCCUCCACCCGCUGCAAAACUACUGCAUUAUUCAGUACGAUCCAUCUUUAGUUCAGGCUCCGGUUCAAAGCGCGAAGCUUAGCACGGACUUCAUCAAGCAAGGACAGGAUACUAUCUUUGUUGGGUUCAACCAGAACUUCCGCAUUGUGGUGGCCAAGACCGCGGUCACGGAUAUCACGACGGUUUCCAUCCCGGCCAACGCCUCUGCCCCGCGGUACCGCGCGAUCAACUUGGAUGCUGUGACGGUGGAUACGGGCCUGAGCGGACAGUGUUCAAAUGGUGUAUUGGUUGGUGAGGACGGCGUUGUCCAAGCGCUGUGGCUGAAUUACCUCGGUGAGCGCACGCCAAGCUCGCACAAGGACGUCGAGUAUCACCUCGGAUUCGCAACGCCAUCGCUGCUGCCAGUUGUUCGCAAAAUUCAAGAGGGAGUCUUGCCAAAACUGCGGAUCCUCAACAUGGAGAGCUACGUGGUGCAGAUGAGCCAGGCCCGCAUUAUGGGUGUGUCUGAAGAGUGGAUUGAAAAGGUGGCCAAGGCCAACCCAGCCCGGCAUCAGCUGUUCAUGGUGCGCAAGGUUGACUGCCCGCCGCCAGAGUUUGACUCGGCGGCCGACAGCUUCCAGGAGGGUGAUAUCAUUUUGACGCUCAAUGGCCAGCUGAUCACGCGGGUGUCUGAGCUGGACAUUAUGUAUGAAGAGGAAGCCCUCGAAGCGCUGAUUGUACGAAAUGGUGAAGAGAUGAUGAUCAAGGUGCCGACUGUGUCGACGGAGGAUCUGGAGACAGAUCGGGCAGUCGUGUUCUGCGGCGCUGUGUUGCAGAAGCCUCACCAUGCGGUACGCCAGCAGAUUUCCAAGCUGUAUAGCGAAAUCUAUGUUAGCGCAAGGAGUCGCGGGUCUCCCGCAUCCCAAUACGGCUUGUCGCCGACCAACUUCAUCACAGCGGUCAAUGGCGUCCCAACGCCGGACCUCACCCGAUUCGUGGAGGAAGUUAAGAAGAUCCCCGACAACACAUACUUCCGAUUGCGGGCGGUGACAUUCGACAACGUUCCGUGGGUGGUUACCAUGAAGAAGAACGAUCACUACUUCCCCAUGUCCGAAUACGUCAAAGACGACUCCAAGCCCCUGGGCUGGGACUCGAUUUCACACGAUCAGAAACAUAAAGACGGUGUCGCGCCCGACGUGGCAAACCUCAACCCCGACGCGAUGGACGAGGGCUUUGAAGGCGCGAGCGAGAUAGAGCCGGAAGCUGUAUAA